AUGUCUGCAGAUCUUCGAGGCACUGAAAGAACAUGCGGACGCGAAGCCAUGAGCCUGCUCACUCAAGAGGCGAGUGCCCGGCAACGACCUUCAAGUCGUGGGGUCAAGCGGCAAGGCUUUCGAUGUGGCCAGUGCGGCUUCACUGGAGACUCGCAGCUAAGCCUUUCCAUGCACAUCACCCAGGUCCAUAGGCCGCGCAACAGCCAGGUAUCGACCAGGUCUCGUUGCGUCGAGGCCGAGCUCUAUCGGCGCUUGCGCCUGGCGUCGCCGGAGCAGCGUAAGGAGCUGAUACUACGGCAUUUCAGCCAGGCCCAGCGUGAAUCGUUGGAGAAAUGGAUUCUGGCAAACAACAAGGGCAGCCGCGAGACUCGGAAAGCUUAUCGACGACGCCUGUCGAAGCCAUGCUCCAAAGUACGGAAACUUCCAAGUUUCCGAGAUGCAGGAAUCACAAAGCGUCGCCGGCGGACUGCAUCGGGCAACACCGUGGUUGUGUAUGUUGCGCACGCCUCUGCUGGCCCCUUCCGACUUUGGACCAAAUCCGUGCGUGACCUUCGAGUUGCUACUCGUCACAGACAGCUUCUGCAAGCCAUCAAGCAGCAGGUUUGUGCCAAGACGAAGGGCCGUUUGCCAGUGGAGCAGAUGACACAGGUCUUCGCGCGAGCCAUGCAGGAUGUUUCUGCUACUGCUGGGCAGAACCUGGAAGAGAUCGGGCUGAGUUUUGCGUCGGCAGUGCCGGCAAAGUACUGGAUCGGCAAGGAACUGCACACCCCCCGCUUCCCUGUUCAGCGGAUGGCUGCAGGCCUGGAGGCAUUCCAAGCACUCUCUCGAGCUCGCGAUCAAGUAUAUCGCGGCAGAAUGAACCGAUAUUCUCUCUACAUGUACAGCAGCCCGAUGAAGAUGGAGGCUGCUUGGGUAAAACUUCGUCAGGAGUAUCUUCGCAUUUGGUCAGAGGCCGGCUGGGACCAGCAGGACCUGCUGGCACGGCUGGAGAGUUGGGAGGCGCGUCGCAUCUCCACGCGCCGGACGGCACUUUUGGCCUCGACGCGAAGGAACGCAGCUGGGUGCUUGCGGCACGUGAAUGUGAAGGACGAGGUGCAGUCUGGAGAGGCGGAAGUUGGCUGCGACAGGCUGCUGUCCACCUGGGGCAGGACAUGGUUCUGCGCUUCGCGACAAAUGAUUUCGCGACAAAUGAUUUCGCGCACCAGCUGCACCGAAUCUUAUCAGUGUCGUCGUCUGUGUGGGUGCUGA
Molecule: messenger RNA, 1248 nt
Organism: Symbiodinium natans
Lineage: Eukaryota; Dinophyceae; Suessiales; Symbiodiniaceae
Source: the annotation of a GenBank genome assembly